Messenger RNA from Prunus armeniaca (apricot), 3207 nucleotides. The record is from the annotation of a GenBank genome assembly. NCBI's taxonomy places the organism in Eukaryota, Viridiplantae, Streptophyta, Magnoliopsida, Rosales, Rosaceae.
AUGUCUAUGACAUCCAUGAAAGAGCCACCUCUCUCUCGUCGCAAAAGGCCCACUUCUCAGCCCAAGAAGCUCAAGCUGGUGUGCAGCUUCAAUGGCGCCUUCCAGCCUAGACCACCUUCCGGGAAGCUCCGGUACGUCGGUGGCGAAGCCAGAAUUGUAUCCGUUGACCGAAACAUCGGGUUCUCGAAGCUCCGAUCAAAGAUUUUGGAUCUUUGCCCCAAUAUUAAUCCCUCGUUUACCCUCAAAUACCAGCUUCCCGGUUCGUGCUCCGACUCCGAAACCUCCCCUCUCGUCCUCAUCGUCUCCGACGACGACGUUCGGUGCAUGAUCGACGAGUACGACAAGCUCGAGCUCGACGGUAAGUCCGCGAGGCUCUGGGUCUUUGUUUGUAGCAAUGGCAACGAUAAUCUUAAUGUUCAAGUUAAUUGCGUGAAAGGAGUCAAAUUCAGUGAUGGGUUUGAGUCCGAGAGCCCAAAUAUUGAGACCCAUCAUUUGGGCGGGGCUCCGAUAGAUGAUAAGGUGGCGGUUAAAAACCCAGGGGCUGUACGGUAUGGUGAUGAGUCGCUGAGGAAGAUGGUGUUGAAACAGCAAUUGCUAGCAAAGCAAUCGGCUUUAGGCCGUGGUUUUGGUGUUAAUGAGAGUGAUAUGGAAAUGGGUUGCUUUGGCGAGAGCCAAAAGUGUGCUUCAUAUGAACGUCCACCUAUAGAUUUAGGCCCUGAACAGCAAGUCUCGAUCAACAGAGACUUGUUGGCUAACAGAGUAGGGAGUAACUGGGGUAAUAAUCAAGUGCAGUUUUCAGUGUCUCGGUCCAGUCUAUUGAAUCCCAGAUAUGGGAAUUUGCAUGUUGAAACAGAUAGUUCUGGGCAGUGUUGUUCGGCGAGGUCGGGUCAGGUUUUCUGUAAUGGGGUUGGGAUGUAUAGUCAGUCAGUCCCUGCAACACAGUGUUCGAAACCAAUGAAUUGUUCUUCGGGUAUGAAACCAACUUGCAAUUGUUGUAAUGCUAAGAAAGAUUUGGGAAACUCUGGAGUGGCUGGGAUUAGCUAUCUGAACAGAGAGAACGUUAAGCCUUGGGAAGCCAAUUGUUAUUCAGUGAAGGAUCAAUUGAGUUGUCAUUAUAGUGGUGAUGCUUUGGCUGGAACUGUGUAUCCUGUCAAGUCUUCUUAUGCUGGAGAUAAGGUGUGUGGUGGCUUUAAUAGCAGCAUCCGUAACCAUAGAUUCGGUGUGAAUGAUUCUAGAAUUCAGCGGUGUUAUCAAUACCAUGUUCGGAAUCAUCAUCGGAACAACAUAGUUGAAAUGGGGAACAACAGAACAAAGCAGGGGAUUUCAGUACGGAAAUGCUACCCCGGGCUCAGGCCAAAUUCGAACAUUGCAAAGCAGGGGCAGCCUAUGAGAGCUCACAAUCUAAAUUCAUGGAAGCAUUGUUAUGGUUUUUCUGAUCAAACAAUGGAAGAAAGGGUGAGGAUGAUGGAUUCUAAUUCAGUGAAAGACAGUUACUUGAUGGAUGUCCUACGUGGUAAUGAGAAACCGAGUAAAUGGGGUGGCCCUGCAAUUUCACAGCAUAGGACUCUAAGUCCUGAGGCAUCCCUUUUAGGUUGUUAUGGUCCAUUUACUGGUGUGGUUGAUCAAUCGCUCUUGAAUCCUGAUGCCACUGAGAGUUCAUGCCCAUCUGUGAGGAGAAUGGACAUUCUGGAAGAUCUCUUAACUGGUUCUGACUUUGGGAACUGUGAAGGUCCAUAUCGGACUUCAUAUGAAAAUUUUGAUGCAGUGCCUGUCAAUUGUGACCUUGAAAAGGAGGUGCGCCUGAUGGACUCUCAGAAGGUUGCCGACACCUCUGGCUUACCCAGUGAAGUGGGAUGUGGCAUUGGAAUCAGAUUGGAAGGUGAUAGCAAGUUGCCUAAUGGAGAAGCAGUCAUCAACUCUGUAAUCAAUUGUGAAAACGGCACUAAUGGUUCAUAUAGCAGAGUUACAUCUUCAGUGAGUAUUUCUUUGCACAACCUUUCGCUGUCAUCAUCCAAAGACGCAGUUGCUCCUCAGCUCUCUUCUCAUGCUAGCAGUGUUGUGUCUUCUGAUGUCUUGCUAAAACCUCAAUCAAAGCCUAUAGAUCUCAUGGAUGAAGGACAAGUUACCUCAGGCCAUCUAGUUGAUGGAUCAAAUGGAGUUGCAUCUAAUCUUCUCUCCCAGAAUUCUGCUAAGAAAGAGAAAGAUAGCGUGCAAGAUGAGGAGGUUCAGCAGGAUCCUCCAUCUAGUAUAAGAAUUGAUGGAAAGGCCAACAAUGGAGAAAGUCUUGAAUGCUUUAAAGUAAUUGGUGGAAACUCCAGUGAUCCGGCUGCGUUUUAUACUCAUCUGGCCACUCGAGAGCUGCAGACUAUAAAAAAUUCUGACCUUGAGUUCGUAAAAGAACUUGGUUCGGGAACAUACGGAACUGUUUACUAUGGAAAGUGGAAGGGGUCUGAUGUUGCUAUAAAAAAGAUUAAGCCCAGUUGCUUUACUGGAGGCACAGUGAAGGAGGAUCGAUUGCUUGCUGACUUUUGGAAGGAAGCUCACAUACUAGGCCAGCUUCACCACCCAAAUAUUGUGGCAUUCUAUGGUGUAGUGUCAGAUGGACCAGUGAUAAAUUUGGCAACAGUGACAGAGUACAUGGUGAAUGGCUCUUUAAAACAAGUUUUGCAAAAAAAAGAUCGAACUAUUGAUCGUCGAAAGAGGCUGAUUAUAGCAAUGGAUGCAGCUUUUGGUAUGGAAUAUCUUCAUGAGAAGAGCAUUGUCCAUUUUGAUUUGAAAUCACAUAACUUUCUCGUGAAUAUGAGGGACCCUCAGCGCCCAGUGUGUAAGAUUGGUGAUCUGGGUUUAUCAAAAAUCAAGCAGAGGACACUUGUUUCUGGUGGAGUGCGAGGUACCAUACCAUGGAUGGCUCCAGAACUUUUGAACAGCAAGAACAAUUUGGUGACAGAGAAGGUUGAUGUGUACUCAUUUGGAAUUGUGAUGUGGGAACUCUUGACUGGGGAGGAACCCUAUGCAAACUUGCGCUCAAAGGAACUAAUAGCCGGUAUAAUCAAAGGCAGUCUCCGACCUGAAAUCCCAAGCUGGUGUGAUCCAAUGUGGAGAUCAUUGAUGGAGAGGUGCUGGUCAUCUGAUCCUGACUCUCGGCCACCCUUCUCAGAAAUUGCAAAGGAGCUACGUGCCAUGUCAGCUGCCAUGAACAUCAAAUGA